AGUAGUAGUAGUAGUAGUAGUAGUAGAAGUAGCAAUAGUAGAAGUAGUAGUAGUAGUAGUAGUAGUAGCAGCAGUAGUAGUAGUAGUAACAGUAGUAGUAGUAGUAGUAGUAGUAGUAGUAGUAGUGGUAGUAGUACCAGGAGUAGUAGUAGAAGUAGCAGUAGUAGUAGUAGUAGUAGUAGUGGUAGUAGUACCAGGAGUAGUAGUAGAAGUAGCAGUAGUAGUAGUAGUAGUUAUAGUAGUAGUAGUAGUAGUACCAGUAGUAGUAGUAGUAGUAGUAGUAGUAGUAGUAGUAGUAGUAGUAGUGGUAGUAGUAGUAGUAGCAGAAGUAGUAUUUGCAGUAGAAGUAGCAGUAGUAGUAGUAGUUGUAGCAGCAGAAGUAGUAGUAGUUGUAGUAGUAGUAGUAGUAUUAGUAGUAGCAGUAGUAAUAGUAGCUGUAGUAGUAGUAGUAGUAGUAGUAGUACCAGUAGUAGUAGUAGUAGCAGCAGCAGUAGUAGUAGUAGUAGUAGCAGUAGUAGUAGUAGAAGUAGCAGUAGUAGUAGUAGUAGUAGUAGUAUCAGUAGUAGUAGUAGUUGUAGUAGUAGUAGUAGUAGCAGCAGCAGUAGUAGUUGUAGUAGUAGUCAUAGUAGUAGUAGUAGAAGUAGCAGUAGUUGUAGUAGUACCAGUGGUAGUAGUAGCAGCAGCAAUAGUAGUAGUAGUAGUAGUAGUAGUAGCAGUCUACAGCAGAAGAAGAAAUACGGGCACAUUUUAGACGUAAUUAACGGAGCUGAACAACGAGCCAAGUCGUGUCCGAAACAUUCUGCUAUUGAGUUCACUAUAGCCCACUACACUGAGUUCACUAUAGCCCACUACACUGAGUUCACUAUAGCCCACUACACUGAGUUCACUAUAGCCCACUACACUGAGUUCACUAUAGCCCACUGCACUGAGUUCACUAUAGCCCACUACACUGAGUUCACUAUAGCCCACUACACUGAGUUCACUAUAGCCCACUGCACUGAGUUCACUAUAGCCCACUACACUGAGUUCACUAUAGUCCACUACACUGAGUUCACUAUAGCCCACUACACUGAGUUCACUAUAGCCCACUACACUGAGUUCACUAUAGCCCACUACACUGAGUUCACUAUAGCCCACUGCACUGAGUUCACUAUAGCCCACUACACUGAGUUCACUGUAUAG
Messenger RNA from Myripristis murdjan (pinecone soldierfish), 1182 nucleotides. RefSeq lists its product as uncharacterized. The transcript has 4 exons. NCBI's taxonomy places the organism in Eukaryota, Metazoa, Chordata, Actinopteri, Holocentriformes, Holocentridae. The annotation marks the transcript as partial. The record is from RefSeq and is a predicted model, not a curated record.